AAACGUUUUACUGACUGCGAAUAAUAAGGAAACGAAGAAUUCGGUGCGGCAUCACCCGCGCGGAUUUGCGUUGUCAUUUGGAAGAGGUCAUGUUUUUCCAUAAUGAACCACAAACAUUCCAACCUCGCCCCAUCCCAUACACAAACUGGUGCAGCAGACAUCGGUGCCAAUAGGAGCAACAGCGGGCAACUUUGCAGUCCUGUGGAUGAUUCCUAUGAUGCCUUGCUGUCACCGGAUGCUGCAAAGGGUGGAGCUGCUGCUGAGGAGGAGGAGGAAGGCUACCUGCUGGUGGAGGAAGAUAACACUGACUCUAGCCUCAUCAUCACCAUGGACGACAUUCAAUCUGACGUGAUGGCAGGAAGAAGGAAAGGAGGGGGGAAGAGGAAGCUGGUGGGGAGGACGAAUGCUGACUCUUCACAAAGUGACAAAGAAGAGGAGGAUGAGGUGGGAGUUGAGGUGAAGAUUGACAGGAAACUGGACCAGUCGCUCGAGACAAAGUCCAAACAGCACAACCUGACCACUGUGAACGUCAAGAACAUCAUCCAUGAAGUGAUCACCAAUGAGCAUGUGGUUGCCAUGAUGAAAGCCGCCAUCAAUGAGACUGAAGCCAUCCCACCGUUUGAGCCCAAAAUGACUCGGUCAAAGUUUAAAGAAGUCCUGGAGAAAGGAAUGGUGGUUCCAGCCUGGAACAUCUCGCCCAUCAAGACAUCCAGUGACGCCAUCAAGGCUCCUCAGUUUGUGGACAUCCCUCUGGCUGAGGAAGAUUCAUCUGAUGAAGAGUAUCGCCCUGAUGAGGAAGAAGAGGAUGAGACGGCUGAAGAUACGUUCCAUGAGAGCGACAUGGAGAGUGCGGCUUCCUCUCCUCGAGGAAGGCGACAGUCCAGGCUGGACGAGAGCAGCUGCAGCCCCUGGCAGACUUCUCGCAGCUGCUUCAAGCAUUUACAGUCAGAAUCUGUGCCAAUGGGUCCACCCCCUCCUCCCAAAGCUCCACCCUCCAAAGCGGUGACUGACAGAAGCUUCCUGGAGAAACUUCACGCUGUGGAGGAGGAGCUAGCUGUGUGCAUGGAACCCUAUCAGCCUCUGUCAGAGUCCGAGGAUGAGGCUGGUCUGAUGGCGUACCGCACACGCUCAAAGCGCCCGCUCCGUGAUGUCCCUCUGGGACGGCUAGAGGCAGAGCUCCGUGCCCCUGACAUCACACCUGACAUGUAUGACUCAAACUCCGCCCCUGAGGACAGGGAGUGGACUGAUUGGCUCAGGGGACUGAUGACCUCGGACAUGGAAAAUGAAGAGGAGUGUGACGAUGAAGAUGAUCCAGAGUAUAAUUUCCUGGCUGACAUCGAUGAGCCAGAUGUAGAAGAUUACCGUGAUGACAAAGCCGUCCGCAUCACCAAGAAGGAGGUGAAUGAGCUGAUGGAGGAGUUGUUUGAAACGUUAAAGGAGGAUCUUACUGGACAGGACAUUGAUGAAGAAGGUCAUGAGGAGGAGGAUGAGACACAAGAAGCAGCACACACGCUAGAGGAACAGCACAAGUCUCUGAGUGGAGGAUUGGACGAGGAUGACCCAGAGGAUGGACCAAUCACAGGGCGGCAAACGGUUCGGCAGCAGCUGGGUCUGCUCCAUAAACGGCAGCAGCUGGGCCUGCUGACCAACACUCAGGUUUCAGAACCGUAUACGCUGAGGCUGGACGGGUCGCACAAAGUCCAACUACAGCAGCAGAUCCAGCAGCACGUCCAGCUGUUGACUCAGGUUCACCUGCUGACUUCACCUGUGUCCAAACUGCACAGCGAGGCCGAGACCACCAGACAGUUCCUGCUGGAGUUGGACUUAUUGGCUCAGCGGAGUGAGCUGCUCAUGCUGCCAGAUUAUCCUUCUUUCAGCAGCAUCUUUAGAGCCUCCAACCUGCAGGGGGCGCUGCAGUUGCUGGAGGAGCUGCAACAGAAGCCCAUCGCCUCCCAGCCGCAAACCCGCCCUCCUGAUGCACUUGGGCGCAUGCGAAGCUUCCCUGUCAUGCCUGCUGAACUGGCCUGGAUCUUUGCCACCCGUCCGGUCUUCCUCUAUCCAGAGUUGCUUCCCUGCGUCAGCCUUGAUCCUGCUCUUUACUGCCCCCGUAGGACAGCAGCUUUCACUGCAGCAGAGGACUGCCUUUUAGUGUUGGGUCUGAGGAACAUGGAGGGGUCACAUGACCCGACUAAACUGGUGUCUCAGUUCCUGCUGCGGAAGACUUCAGUCCAGGUGCGACGAAGAAUCCUUCAGUGCUGCAGACCUAGUUUCCAUGACAACAUUGUCAAGGCGUACCGGUACCAGCGGGUUUUGUUGCCCAUGCCGUUAGCCUGUGGUCAGGUGGAUCCGGCAGAUCAGCGCCCCCCCGUGGAGAGAGAUGAGAGCAUCAUGCCCCUGUGGCUGGCGAGGAGCCUUCCUGUCAUCUACCGGUCAGUCAAAGGCUUCAGCAGCUCCUAUGUGUCUGCUCCUCAGACAAGAGCUGCUGUCAAGCUAACCCGCUGUCGCCACAGUCAUCGGGCCUUCCUACGGACAGCAGCCGAUAAUUACAGAUAUUUAUCUGGGACGCGUUACCCAUCCUCCCUCCCCACCAAUCUGGUGUUCCGCCGCAUUGGCUUCGUGCUCAUACAGGAGACAAACGCCCAGGAGGUCACACCACCUCAUCAUAACCCCACGUCACCCACAGCAUCACAUCGAGCUGAUGGCCAAACCAGGCCUACAUACUCGCAGCCACUUUUCAAAUUCAAAGCUCAAUCUCCGCCUUCUUCCUGCCCCAGUCGUGCCCUCAGCCCCACCCGUGUCCUCCUCUUUCACCUUCUUCUGAAGGCCAGUGGAAAGCUGGAUAACUCCACCCACAUCAGCUCUGCCUCCACUAUGUCCUCAUCAAACAGAGAGCAAAUCAUUUGCCACUAUCUGACCUUUGCCAGGCUGCGGAGGAGGAGGAGAGACAGUCAUCAGGGAGCAGCAGUGGCUCCUCCUUCUUGUGAAGCUCCCACCUCCCCCUGCGUGGCAGGAGCAGAAGAGGAGGAUGUGUUUGUUCCUGUUCUGACUCUGUCUGUAUCCUCGCCGAGCGCAGCAGGAAGCAUCAGCCCUGAUGAUGGUGACAGCCCAUCGCACUGUAAGGAGGCAGCGUCACCGUGUGAAAGUGCUGCAACGCUGGCGGCGUGGAGAGCAGAAGAAGAAAAUGAUGAUGGAAGAACAUCAAACAAAUCCAGAGUGUCUGAAGUAAAUGUGCAGGAGGCGUCAUUGGAGGAGCAGCAGCGGGAGCAAGAGGAGCAGGAGGAUGAGGUGUUUGCUCAGGAUUACCUCCGCCGGGUGUGUGAUGCAGUUCAGGUGUGUCCGAGCCGCACCGAGCUGCUGCUGCAGGUUCUGGAUCAGUUUUCAGAGGCGGGGCCUGCAGGCGACCCAGUGGAUCUGUUUCACAGACUGAGCGCAGUGCUUCGCCCGUGGCCUCAGCUGCUGCGGGACUAUGCCGCUUUCCUGAAUCAGACACAAGCUCGCAGCUGUGGGCUGCUGGGAGAGCAGCAGCUGUUCGAACACACUCGUCAUUUUCUGCAGCAGCUAGGGCGGAGCCUUGGGGAAGGCACCGCCCAGUACCAGGAAGUGGUUUCGUUUCUGCUGGGUAACUCCGCCCCAGAGUCUGAUGACCUUUCUAAGGUCUCUUCCCUCCUUAGCGACCACCCUGAAUUGCAGGUAGAGUUUUGGGAGUUCUUCCAAAAGCUGCAUGCUGAAACUGACUCCAUAUCCCAGAAUCCCCCGGAUGGGAGCAGGAGGAGCGGACUGAACCUCAGAGCAUCCAGGCAGCUGGUUUGUGCUAAAAACAGUUUGCUGAACUCCAGCGGUGAGAAGGUCGUCCUGUGGACCCGGGAGGCGGACCGCACCAUCCUGACAACCUGUCAGCAGCGAGGAGCCAAUCAGAACACAUUCAGGCUAAUAUCUGCCCAGCUAGGGAACAAAACAGCCCGAGAGGUCAGCAUUCGUUUCCAGGAUUUGAUGAGUCUUUAUUUCUCAGCCUCCCAAACAUCUGCUUCCUGUUCUUCCAAAAAGCAGUCAAUCCACACGAUGGAAGCCGCCCCGGACUGAAUGCUGAGCCUAUCCAAGCCAAGUCCAGAGGUGCCAGGUCAGAUCUGGAUCCUCUUUAUUCCAGAGUCCUGCUGACUUCAAGCUUCAUGGGAAAUAAUCUCCAAGCUGUAUGUGUCCAAAAGUGGCUGUGGUUAUGAAGAAAAGGGGUGUGGCUGUGCAUGACUGACCAUUGGACAGCUCCUCCCACUUUUUGAAGUGAUUGGUCAGUAAUCUGCGAGUACACAAAGAGAGAAGACUUCACCAUCCACUCACACCAUCAUGAUAAUUAUUAAUCUAAAGCAAGGCCCACGGUGGAGUGCAUGGGAUGUGAGCACUUUAAAUAUGGCUGCUUGUCAAACCUCAUAUGACCUCAUUCUGAUGAAGUAUUUAAAUGUUAAAGCAGAUGCUGCUUCUGUGGGGAGACAAAAAAAAUACAUGUUUACAACAAUUUUUGUUUAAUUUUACAGUGCCUUUAAAAA
Molecule: messenger RNA, 4538 nt
Organism: Thalassophryne amazonica
Lineage: Eukaryota; Metazoa; Chordata; Actinopteri; Batrachoidiformes; Batrachoididae
Product: GON-4-like protein
Exons: 26
Coding region: 103-4080 (1325 amino acids)
Biological process (GO): regulation of DNA-templated transcription
Cellular component (GO): nucleus
Molecular function (GO): transcription coregulator activity
Source: RefSeq, a predicted model, not a curated record